Molecule: messenger RNA, 1839 nt
Organism: Sipha flava (yellow sugarcane aphid)
Lineage: Eukaryota; Metazoa; Arthropoda; Insecta; Hemiptera; Aphididae
Product: activating transcription factor 7-interacting protein 1-like
Exons: 10
Coding region: 288-1658 (456 amino acids)
Biological process (GO): regulation of DNA-templated transcription
Cellular component (GO): transcription regulator complex; nucleus
Molecular function (GO): protein binding; transcription coregulator activity
Source: RefSeq, a predicted model, not a curated record
GAUAAAAUUUCUUAUUUACAGAUGAAAUAGAAUCAAAUAUCAAUGAAACAUCUGAAAUAGAAUCAAAUAUCAGUGAAACAUCUGAUGAAUUAGAAAGUAUUCACAAUAUUUUACAGGCACAUUUUCCCUCAUAUCCAAAUCAUCAGUUUGAUAAAUUAAUUGACAGUGACAGUGAUUUAGAAGAUGGUGAAUUAGAUAGCAGUUCUGACGAUGAAGCAAUUAAUAAAAAUGUUGGAAUAGUACUUAGUAAAGAAGAAACCCUAAGUAUUUGGAAUGGAAUUACCGAAAUGGCUGAUAAAGAUUUUCCUGAUUUAUUGAAAUGUUUUAAGGAAAAAGAUAUGAAUUUAGUUAAAUUUGAUAGUAUAUGUAAUGAAAAGAUGCUUGAAGUUAUGAGUGAAAAAUUAGGUGGUGGUAGGCGCAGUAAAGAAAUUCAGAAGGUUUUGGAAAUUGAGAAAGCUUGGAGGUCAAAGUAUACAUUGUUACAUAAAGAAUGUGAAGAGCUCAUAAAUAUUUUUAACAUGAAUAAGGAAAAUUCGCAUAUCAAUCCAAAUGCUAGGCGACAUAUAGUUACAAGAAAUGUAGGUUUACAAGCAGAAUUAAUUCCAGAAAAGGAUAGUAGUGUGCAGUCAUUAAAAGAAAAUAUUGCUACUACUUCUGUACAGCAACAUGAACAACCCAGUGAAGCUAUGAAUAUUACUAGUGAUGAUGAAAAUAAUGUCAUUGCAGUAUUAGACGAUAUGAUAAAUCCUAAACCAUCAUGCUCAAAAAAUGUUGAAUGUGCAACUAAUACAACUCCUAUAAAACAAAAGCCAAGUAUUACAAAUAAACUACCAAUUGAUGUAUCAAUUAAAUCUGUUCUUCCUGCUGUAUCUAUUAAUGAAGAUAAUACUUGUACCGUUGAUCUUACUGAUAAUGAUAAUAUUAAAGUAUCAAAUGAAGUAAGUUUGGAUAAAACACCUACCAAAAUUGUACAACAAGCUACUUUGAAUGCAAGAGAAUCACCAGGGAUUUUAUCAGCACAACUGACAACAAAGCCACACAUUUUGCCAAAAAACAUAACGUACCUAGAAAUACCCAACUUAUCAAAUUGUAAUUCUGGUUAUAUAGAAAGAGCAUCAUCACCAAUUAUGUCUUCCAAUUUAGUACAACAACCUGUAAGUGUUGGACAGACAUUAAAGCCUGUACAAGUUAAAUCGACUUUGAAGUCAGUACAAGUUCAACAUCAUUCUAAAUCUAAUGUUCCAUUACAACCUGUACCUUCUGCUAUUCCUAUACUAAAACAUCCUGCUCCAUUGCCUGCUCCUCCAUUACAAAUAAAUGUUUCUACAUCAAAAAAAAUUCCACCUGCACCAAUAAUGACCCUUGCUAAAUCUGGAGAUAAAAAAGCAUUAGUGCUUUCUUGGAAUAUGAAUCUUGACUACACACAUGCUGAAAUUUCUGGUUAUCAAAUAUUUGGUUAUAUAGAAUCACCUACAGAUAUUCCUAGAAGUGAUCUUUGGAAAGAAAUUGGAAACGUCAAUGCUCUUCCUUUACCAAUGGCUUGCUCAUUAUCUAAAUUUGUUGCUGGUGAAAAAUACCAUUUUGCAGUAAGAGCCAAGGAUAUUUACUGUCGUGUUGGGCCAUUUAGUUUACCUAACUCUAUAGAUUCGACAUUUUAGUUUAGAAAAAUUCUAGAAUAUUUUUUGCAGUUUAAUUAUUAUUUUUAAGUAAUUUUUUUUUAACUACUAUGACCAUUAAAAAAAAAAAGAAAUUUUAUUAAGUUUUUAUGAUUUCAUUCAUAAUGUGUUCUUUUUUCCAUAAUAUUCACAUAAUUAUUUGACUUAGAUAUAUACAUUUUAA